This is a messenger RNA of Hordeum vulgare subsp. vulgare (domesticated barley), 3806 nucleotides long. RefSeq lists its product as uncharacterized. NCBI's taxonomy places the organism in Eukaryota, Viridiplantae, Streptophyta, Magnoliopsida, Poales, Poaceae. The transcript is spliced from 15 exons. Bases 357 to 3152 code for a protein of 931 amino acids. The record is from RefSeq and is a predicted model, not a curated record.
CGGGGGACGGGGGACGGGGACGGGCUGAAGGGCCACCGCCGCGCCGCCGGUCAGCUGCCACCGCCGUCGCUUCCGAGCGAAGUGUCGCGCGGGCGCGCUGUAGCCGCGCGACGGACGGGAAGCGCCGUCUCCGUCGAGUUUAUUACUUGGCGAGCUGGCCGCUGCAGCUCCCCCCUGCAGCUUGCCGCCGCCGCCGCCAGCCGUGCAUCUCCCUGCCGCGCGCGCCGCCGGCUGCCUCCGUACACGGCUGGGGACACGCCGCAGCAAGGUCACCGCGGCCGACAGGGCAAUUCCCCUCUCAAGGAGGAAAGCACAUAUGUGAGUCAGAACCUUCUUGUUAAACGUGAACCAGGGACAUGCAGAUGAAUGACCUUGAAUCAGAAGAUUAUAUCGCCUCCUAUGAGGAGACAAGUUCUGAAGAUACUGAAGAUGUGAAAGUCUGUGACGUGUGUGGAAAUGUUGGUGAUGAGAGGAAGCUCGCUGUUUGCAGCAGAUGCAAUGAUGGUGCUGUGCAUAUUUACUGUAUGUUGGUAAUGCUUCAAGAGGUUCCAGAGAGCGGGUGGUUGUGUGAUGAGUGCCAAGCUGAGGUAGAAAUUGAAGCUGAAAAGAAGAAACUUGAAAAAUCUCAAGUAAAUUUUGUCAUGGUUUCCAGGGAGAAUAAAGCGGAUGCUAAAAAGGCUAAAGACGCGUCUAAUGUGGCUCAUUGGAAUAAAAGGUUAAACAGACAGAGCGAGGCCAAUUUUUCAGAAGAGAUCAAAGAUGUGAAAGUAUGCGACAUUUGUGGAGAUGUUGGUGAAGUGGAGAAGCUCACUGUUUGUGGUAGAUGCAAUGGUGCUGAGCAUGUUUAUUGUAUGCAGGUGCUGAUGGAAAAGGUUCCAGAGGUCAUGUGGUUGUGUGAGGCAUGUCAAACUGAGGUAGAAUUUGCAGAGGAAAGGAUGGAACUAGAAAAAUCCCAAGUAAUGGUUGGUGCAUGUAAAUUAGGGUCCUUUGGAGGGCAAACGAAUAAACCUGUGGAUGAUGCAAAUAGAGGAAGUUAUUUUGAGGAUGAAAUGGAGGCUGAACAUGUGAGUAGUAAAAACUCAAACAUGAGAAAUCAAUCCAAUGGUAUGGCUACCAAGAGGAUAGAAGACGAUGCAACGAUUACGUUACUGAUUGGAAAAGAUCUUCCUGAAUCUGGUGGUGUAUCCGUAGAAGGUGACUCUGCAAAAAGAGUGCCACUUCCGCGCAAAAAAUCACUCAAGCUUGACACAGAGAAAGGAAAGGAACCUGCUAGGCCAAUGCCAACAUCAUUGACAUUGAAUGCUGUGAAGAAUCAGGCACCACCUCUUUGUGGUCAACUCCCGAAGUCCAUUUCUUUCAACAACAAAAAGAUCCCAAAGGUGAAACAACUGGCCAUUGAAGUUCCUCAAAAGCCCAAUAAUCUGAAGGAACCUCUAUCCUUAGUUGCAAAACAAGACGGGCCAGUGAACACACUUGCUAAGUCGACAUCAGUCAAAAAGCCAAACUCCAGAGAGCCAGUAAGUAAAGUAAAGUCUUCCAUCUUACUAGAUGUUGAGGAACCAAGAAUGAUGAAUUCAGUAAUGAGCCGAAAUGUAACGAAUAAGAGCGGUACUUCUAUAUCUGGAUAUCCCUCUGUUGCUGCAUCAAUGUUUGUGCCAGUUCUGUCGAAAGCAGAAUCCGCAGCUCAGCAUCUCAAUCAACGAAAUAAAAGGGAUAACUUAGGCAUCGCUUAUGGACAAGACGGUAGAAACUUUCCUGCACCUAGUGAACCAAAGAGACAGCUUGUAGCAAAAGUCCCGGGAAGCCUAACGCUAAUUAGUGCUGAGAGAUCCUCAGGUAUGCUUUGUUCUGGUGCACAGAUGAAGGGAAUUCAAAUCCCAGAUACUUCACUGGUUGAUAAAAUAAAGAACCCACCUAGCUUGAAGCCAGGUACUUCUAGCAGCAGUUGCACAAUGCACUGUCAACAAUGUGAUGAAGUGGGACAUUCUACACAAUUUUGUCCUGUUGACAGAUUUAGCUUGUUUGUAACAAAACCUUUGAGUGAGGAAACCAGUGAUCGAACAGCCAGAAGCAAUAGAACAUCUCAAGCUACUACUUUGACCGCCACUGAGGACAUUUUGGAAUCAGCUUAUCAAUCUGAGCCAAUUCCAAAACGCCGCCGUUAUCAUAACCCAUUAUAUAGGCCUAUAAAUGUUGUAUGUACCUCCAUUAGUCACGAGGGAAGCAGUGAGGAGGAUGUGAGAAAUGCUAUGCCUACUCCUAGUAUUACAGCUUCUGUAGAUUGUCCUGAGCUAAAAUACAAAGAGCAUCAGGCUGCAUCUGCCAUGGGAGGAAGAUUUGUGGACAGCGGUUCAACUAUGUUAAAUGAUCCGACGGACAAAUCGCCAAGCUUUUCACCUAGUGAUGACAGAAUAACUUCUAGUGUUCCAGAGUUGGCUUACAUUUGGCAAGGUUGUUUUGCACUAUGGAAGACUGGACGGCCACCUAAAUUUUGCAAGGGCUUGCAAGGACACUUAUCAUGUUCUGCUUCACAAAAGGUUCUGGAAAUAGCAAAGAAAUUCCCUUCUGAAAUCCGACUUGAGCAACUUCCUCGCCGGAAUAUAUGCCCCCCACCAUUCGAUGGAGAUGGCCUUUCGUAUGGCAGUAUUGAUCUUUUUUUCUUUGCGACAGAUAUCCAGAGUUAUGAGAGGCAUUACAGUAAGUUAGUAGAAAGGAUGCUGACAGGCGAUUUGGCACUCAGAGGAAACAUUGAAACAGCUGAGUUGCUCAUAUUUCCUUCCAAUAUCCUGCCAAAAAGCUUUCGAAGAUGGAACAUGUCCUAUUAUCUAUGGGGUGUAUUUAGAGUCAGAAGAAAAGAUCCGAACCUUUCAUAUCAUGCACCCACAAGAAAACAUUCUAAUUUCAAUGGGAAUCUCUUGGCCGUGGGUCGAAGAACUCAUGCUCACGCUUCUUCUGGCCCCAGUUUCUAUUACUCACCUACUUGUGAAGAUUCUCCAUCUAUCAUGCCCUUGGAAGCUAAUCAUGAGGGUUGCGCCAAUGUUGAGAAUUCUCUAGGUAAAGAGAGUACGCUAAUUGAUAUCAUGAGAACAUCCACACAGAGCAAUCACACACUUACAUUGCUGGGACCAGAUUGGUAUACAUGCACUGCAUAGGAAUCCUUUGUGAAGUUUGGGUGUGCUUAAUAUGAGCGCUGAGCGGAAUGCGUUGUUCCUUCCCUUCUCGCUAACGAAAGCGGUAGGUUGCCUAGGCUGAGCACGUAAGGUGCAGGCGGGUGCGUACGUGCGUUGCAGCAGCGCUAGGCGGGAAAAAGUGAUGACCAGGCGAGAGUUGGAAAACCUAACAGAUCAAGAGGGGUGAGAGUGAGACUGAAGGGAGAAAACCUAACGGAUCAAGAGGGGUGAGAGUGAGACUGAAGAGAGCUUGGUCGCCGCCGAGUAAAGGAACCCAGCCCUGCUGUGAGCUCCUCUUCCGCUGCUCCUGCUCGCUCCCUGUUUGAGUGAUCGGUGCUUGCUGUUGCUGUAUGCAACUGUUGAUGUGUGAGUUUGUGACCGUCUGGAGGCAAAAUUCGCUGUUUUGGCCGUUUUGACCUUUUGCUGAAAGUUAAGGCGGAUCUGAUCCCGGUUGGGAUUUUUUUUGAUCUGAUCCUUUUGCUACCGUCGGAGUGUCACAUCCAGUUUUUGGCCUUCCUGAUUAAUUAACUUAUUUUAAAAAUUAGGACCAAUUAAUUUUUUUUGUGAAUACUUGUGAUGCUUGAACUGACUAUUGUUUACCUGUUUGUUUGAAUGCAUGUGAUUGCUUUCCAUUAA